CGGUGGUUGGAGGGGGAGGGGCUUGUCUCUCUCCAGUCAGGCCCUGGGCAGGGCCGAGCCGAGCCGGGCCGGUAAGGGGCUGAGCCGAGCACCCGAUGCGGGCGGGAAUGUUUCAGGCACCGGCUCGGCUGUGCGCGACGUUACGCCAGCGAGAUCUGCUGCAGCUCAUGUCCGGCUCUUCGCCCGUGUUCAGGCGCCGGGCCCCGCUCCGCAAAACUGACUCGGCGACCGGGUCGUCGACGCCGCCGGCGGCAGCGGCGGGAGGACCGACCCCGGGGGCGACGGGCGCCGCGGCCACUGUGUGUUCCAUGGGAACUAAUACCAACAGGUUGUACAGUGCCCUGGCUCCAACUAUAACAGAUAAUGGAAUACCACAACCAAAGGAAUAUGAUGUAGAGACCAACUUUGAACCAGUUGAUCCAACAGACCCCAGUGAUCUCCUCAAAGAAUGUCAGAAGGUGCUUGAAAAACGUCCACCCAGACUCCAACGGGAUUUUUUGCUUUUAAAGAAAAGUAAUCUUUCUAGUGUGUCACGUCCAAUCAAGGUCCUGCAAUGGAACAUACUAGCACAAGCUCUUGGAGAAUGGAAGGAUAAUUUUAUUAAAUGUCCAAAGGAAGCUUUGAACUGGUCAGAGCGUAAAUACCUUAUCUUGGAGGAGAUUCUAACCUACCACCCAGAUAUCUUGUGUCUGCAAGAAGUGGAUCAUUACUUUGAUACCUUCCAGCCGGUUCUCAGUGGGUUAGGCUAUCAUUCAACAUUCUUCCCUAAACCAUCGUCUCCUUGCUUGGAUGUAGAACAUAACAAUGGGCCAGAUGGAUGUGCGCUGUUUUUUCUGCGGGAACGAUUUGAAUUGAUUGACACUGCCACAAUUAGACUAGCAGCAAAGAUGUUGCAGACCAAUCAAGUGGCUAUUGUCCAAACCCUCCGCUGCAUUGAAACUAGCAAAGUGUUCUGUGUUGCUGUGACUCACCUGAAAGCCUGCAGUGGUUGGGAGCGAUUCCGUUCCUCUCAAGGCUGUGAUUUGCUUCAGAAUCUAGAAACCAUUACUAAUGGAGCCGGUAUUCCUAUUAUUGUGUGUGGAGACUUUAAUGCAGAGCCCACUGAGGAUGUUUACAAACAGUUUACUAAGUCUAGUCUAAAUCUGAGCAGUGCAUACAAGCUAUUGAGUGAAGAUGGGCAAUCAGAACCCCCCUUCACAACGUGGAAGAUACGACCGUCAGGCGAGAGCUGCCAUACGCUGGAUUACAUUUGGUAUUCCCGGAAUGCGUUUUGUGUGAAUAGAUUGCUGAAUUUGCCUACAGAGGAACAAAUUGGCCCUAACCGCUUGCCGUCGUUCCACUAUCCUUCAGAUCAUUUGUCACUUAUUUGUGAAUUUAGCUUUCUGGAUCAAUUUGAUGAAUGUUGACUCAUUUCAAUGUUAUAAAAAGGUCAAAAUUAAUCAGUAUGUUGAAUUGAACCUCUCCGCCCACCCUCCAUUGAACCACUGCCAUCAUUUUGAGACUAGUCUGUCUUCAGACCAGGAUUGUUGGUGAAAUGCUAUACAGUGCUUCUGUCUCAACAGCAGCGAACCUUCUUUCUAAAGCUUGAUUCAAAUGCCACUGAAUGUGAGGACCAUUUCUUUUAAAAUAUUUGUAUAUGUUUUCUUGGAUGGAGCUUGGGUAGUUUGUCUCAAAUUGUGUGGUUUUAUAUGCACAUCAACCAAUAUGUAGUUUGCCUUGUGUUUUAUUCAGAAAUAAACAGAUGGCCAGUCAUUUCUGAUUUUGCACACCGUUAUUACGUUUGACUUUCAUUUAAUCCCCUCUCAAACAGACCAAAGAAAAAUCUGGGCUCAGUGUAAAUGUGUGCACAAUUCCAAAACCACUAAAUUAUUCAACUAUAAACAACAAACUGUGGUUAAGUGGCUGGAAGUGAAUGUGAAAUUCAUUGUAAACUUAACUUUCUUAAUUCUAAUGUUUUUGCAAUUUAGAGGAGCCAUGUGAUGCAAGAGGCUUUUUACUCUUUCUUAGGAUGUGGAUAUUAAGGUCAGUAUUAUUGUCCAGCCCCGAUUGCCCUUGCGGAGGUCUAAUGGCCCCUUUCCUAAGUUGCUGUAAUCCAGCUGGUGUUGGUAUAUAUCCAGUGAUGUUAGGGAGGACGUUCUUCAACAUUCAGAUCUAGUACUUAUUUCCAGUAUAGCACAGUAAAGCCCUUUAUUCUGCUUAGGGGUGUUCCCACUGAACCCAAUUAUUUGUAGUUUUUUUUAAAUCAAGCUGUUCAAACUUAUUUUACAAUGAACCUAUAUCAGCACCAGGAAAUGCCUUUCCUUGAAUAGGGAGAUCAGUUCCAGCGUUAAAAUCCUGCUAUCAAAUUUGCCACACCAUUCCCCAUUUUUUAAAUGCUAAUUUGCAACAUGUCUUUUUAAAUGCGACAGUAAUCCUGUUGUAGUAAUCGGAGGCAAACUUUCCAAUCUUACACACUUAAGGAAGAAUUUGAUCCUGACUGUAACAUGAGCAAUUUAUAUAACUUUUCAAAUAACUCCUAAAAUUUUAAAGAAACCACAAAUUGGGGGUUCUAGUUAACAAUAACUAGUGAUGGUACGACAUUUGAACCGGAUGCAAGCAAUUGCUACUUUAUUAUAGUUUUAAUCUAGAAAAUACUGUGAACUGAUAACCAAUGUUAUUGCAGCUGAAGGUUUUUCUAUGAAUAUUCACUGAGGUGCAAUCUAAUGCAAAGCUUGUAACGCAAAGGUUUUUCUUAAAAAUCCUACAAUUAGUUUUUUUUCAAAAAAAAAACUCCUGGGUGCCAUUCUUCCAAACACUUUUCAGAAGUCUAUUGUAGUUAUGAAAGAGAAGGUCUAUUGUAUUAAGUGUGGUUCCAAACAAUUUUAUUCUUCUCGUCCUGUCUCUAAAUGGGAUCCAUAAAUACUGCACCAUUUUGAACUGUAAAGUCCUACACAUUAAAUGAAUUAUAACGGAUUUGAAAUGGACACUUGUAACUAAAAGUUCAAAAAGCAGUUUUCCUAACUUAUUUCUGCAACUCAACAUGCAUAUUUAUUGUUUAUGAUGUACCAAAUGUUUGUGCAGAGGAAUGUAACU
Hemiscyllium ocellatum (epaulette shark) is the source of this 3072-nucleotide messenger RNA. Its product is annotated as nocturnin-like. The coding region runs from base 96 to 1406 and encodes 436 amino acids. The record is from RefSeq and is a predicted model, not a curated record. Gene Ontology annotation, biological process: circadian rhythm. Gene Ontology annotation, molecular function: poly(A)-specific ribonuclease activity. The transcript has 3 exons. NCBI's taxonomy places the organism in Eukaryota, Metazoa, Chordata, Chondrichthyes, Orectolobiformes, Hemiscylliidae.